AUGUCCGAGGAGAAGGUCGUCGUUGUCGAGCAGGUCGAGAAGAUCGAGGAGGUCGCCCCCGCCGUCCCCACCACUGCCCCGCCCGCUGAGGAGGUUACCGAGGUCAAGGUGGAGGAGCCGAAGGUUGAGGAGAAGGUCGAGGAGCCGCCGGCCGACAUUCGGGAGGAGCCGCUGAAGUGGCUCGGACAGCAGAUCCCUCCGGCUGUUCAUAAGGUGAACUACCUGAUCCUGGACUACAUCCAGACGAUCGUCGAGGAGGACCCGGAGAAGCGUGCUGCCCUCCCCGGCAAGAAUGAGGCCGUCACCAAGAACCAGUUCAUCAACCACCUCAAGGACGGCGAACUGCUCGCCAAGCUGGCCAACGUGUUCACCCCCGGCGCCGUGGAGAAGGUGCACGAGGGCGAGGAGCUGAAGGUCAAGGAGAACCAGAAGGCCAACCGCGAGGCGUUCGUCAACUGGGCCAAGACCAGGCUGCCCGAGGACCAGGUGUUCGCGGCCGAGGACUUGGAGAAGGGCAAGCCGGGCUACCAGGCCGUCUUCUCCACUCUGUGGCAAUUGGCCACCCAGGCCACCGAGAAAUUCUCGAAGGAUUCGAUUGAUACGGAUGCUGUUGUUGAGGCUGCUGGACAGGCCGUCAAGACCUCGAUCAUCGACACCAUUCUCAACUUCUUCAAGAGGGCUCGCCCCCAGACAUCCCAGUCUGCCAAGCAGGCGGCGAUGGAGGCCGAGGAGAAGGAGCGGGCCGAGAAGGCGGAGAAGGUCGUCGAGGAGGAGGCCGUCAAGGUCGAGGUGGUCGCCCCCACCAGCCCUGCUGUCGUUGCCGCCAAC
Molecule: messenger RNA, 828 nt
Organism: Mesorhabditis spiculigera
Lineage: Eukaryota; Metazoa; Nematoda; Chromadorea; Rhabditida; Rhabditidae
Source: the annotation of a GenBank genome assembly